UUGUACCGAAGUACAGUGAAAAUUUUAUUUUACAUAUUGUUCACAUAGAUGAAUUUAUUACACAGUGCAUUGAUGUCAUACAAGGUAAAACAAUAACAGAAUGCAGAAAGUACGGUGCAGGUGGACAAUAGGUGCAAGGUCAUCUUAUUGUACGAAGGAACCGGUCGGUCAGUAGUCUAUAACGAUAGAAGCUGUCCUCGAGCCUGGUGGUACGCACAUCCAAGGUGUUGUAUCCUGCCCAAUGGAAAGACAGCACGUUUGGGGUGGGUGGAAUGGUCGACUAUGCUGGCUGCUUUAUCAAGGCAACAAGAGGUGGAAGGAGGGAGGGAAGGCUGUUUUCCAUGAUGUACUGAGCUGUGUUGACAAUUUUCAACAGCUUCUUGCAGUCACGAGCAGUUGCUAUGUCAAAGCAUGAAUCAUCCAGAAAAGAUGCUUCCUAUGGUGCUUUGCUGAAGGUCAAAUCCAACAUACCAACUUUUCCUUUCACCUCUUGAGGAAGUACAAGUUGUGGUGCGCUAUUUUGGCGGUGGCAUCAAUGUGGUUGAACAGGACAGGCUAAUGGCAAUGUUCACACCUAGGAACUUGAAACUCUCCACCCUCUUGACCUCAGCAACGUUGAUGCAGACAGGAGCACAUAUGCCACCUCCCAUCCUGAAAUCAAUGACGAGCUUGUUUGUUUUUCUGACACCGAGGGAAAGGUUGUUGUCAUGACGACGGGUUACUAAGCUGUCAGUCUCCUUCCUGUACUCCAACUCAUCAUCAUAUGAGAUAAAGCCCACUUCUGGCGGUGUCAUCUGCAAACUUGUGGGUGGAGACAGAGCAUAAUCUGGCCUCACAGACAUGAGUGUAUGGCAAGUAGAAUAGUGGACUGAGAACCAUCAGACUUUGACUUGAAUGAAUCCCCUCUUUCACAUCAUCUUCCACUGAUGCUGCUAUGUUCCUCAACCCCUAACUCUACCUCUUCCGUUAUUGUCACUUUAUCAUUUAUUUUUACACUAAUUAUGUUUGUAUUACUUACUACAUUUUACACUAUUCAGCUGUUUUCUGUUUAUUUAUUGUUACAUUUAUUUUUGCCGUGUAUAUUGUUAACUCUGUGAGUUCCACAGCAGCAGGCAAGAAUUCCAUUGCACCCUAGUGUAUGUGAUAAUAAACUAAUACGACUCCGAUUGUAUAAUGUCUCGGUGGACUCCCAAAUUGUGGUUCUGGAGAAAACUGCCUCCCUCAUCAUAAAUAAAGCUUGCAGUUGUGCAAACAGGGGUUUAUUUUAACGUCUCAUUCGAUCGUUUGCGCCUAAAUCAGCAGUCUCCCAUUUGACACAUUGACUGCUACUCAUUUAAAUUACGAGUUGUAUUCUUUACAGAAAAGUUUCACGAGUUGCUUUCUCUCCAGUCACUUUCCAGCUUGGUGUCCUUUCUCUGAUUUUCUCCCUCUCUGCAUCUGUUCUUCUAUUUCCUUUUUUCUUUCUCCUUUAACCUUCUUUCCUUGUUAUCUCAUUUCCCCUCUGCCCGCUAGCCAAGUGCAGCCGGCCCCGAGACCGCGGUCCCAGCCGCCGCCGCCGCCGCCACGGAAACAUGUCCGGACAGGUUCAGCCCACUUGCCUCUGGGGAAACCUCGCCUCCUUCGCCGCCGACAUGAGGAAAAUGAUUAACGCGCCCGAGUUCAGUGAUGUAAAGUUCAUUGUUGGAAAGGAGAGGAAAGUGGUUUAUGCUCAUCGCUGCAUCUUAGCGCACCGUUGUGAGGCAUUUAGCUCCAUGUUCGCCCAGCAGCCUCUGUCACGUGAUGCAAAAGGAGUUGACAUUCCAUUUGUUGUUUCAGAUGUGCAGCCAGAUGUCUUCCUGGCUGUGAUUGAGUUUCUCUACACAAACUCCGUGAUGCUGAGCAGCAAAAUGGCUCUGGAAGUAUUGACAUCAGCAGUGGAAUACGGGCUUGAUGAUCUUCAGAAGCUAUGCAUGGAUUAUAUCAGCAGCACACUUACAGUAGAAUCUGCCUGUGAAGCAUUGCAGGCAGCGGUGACAUACAGACAGACUGACAUGAAAGACAAAUGUUUGACUUUCAUCCAGAGCCACACUAAAAGUAUUGUGAAGACCCAAGGCUUCCAUGAACUUUCUGAUCCUGCCAUGCUUGUUAUUCUGCAAAGUGACUUGCUCACUAUUGAUGAGCCUGAUUUAAUUAACUUUGUCAGAGAAUGGGCACAUGUUAACUCAGUAGUUCUUGACAAGUCUGUACCAGAAAUAGCAAAGGAAGUUGUUCGUGAAUUACGCCUUUUUCUAUUGACCCCUGAUGAGCUGACGGCAUUGGAAGUGGAGAACAAGAAAGACAACUUAAUUCCUGUACCAUUAACUACUGAGUACAGGAAUCUGUUUCCAAUCAGUAGUGCACUGAACCUGCAUAAGUGAAAUUGUCAGUGUUACAAUCCAUACUUCGAAGGAAAAUAACUUAUGGAGUGAAACCAAGGUAAAUUUGUCCAUACUGUUAUUAGUUCUACUUCAUGUGAUUAGCAAAUAAAAGAAAUAAAUCACGCAAUCUAUUCUUUAGCUGACAUGUAAAAGAUAUAGCUUUUAACAUGAUACUUGUGUAUCCUUCAUAAGAGAGUUAUGAUUUCACAAGAAUUUCUGUCUAAGGUCAUUCAUCAUUAAUUUCUGAGAUCAUCUUUGGACCAGUCAAACUGUAUUGUGAUCAGAGCACAACUAGCAGCCGCUAUUUAAAUAUUCCUUUAGUUAUUAUGAGCAAAUAUGAAAUAAUAUCCAGAAGUUUUUGAUUCAGUUCUUCCACUGUACCAAUUAAAUUUAAAAUGCAUUAUUGGAUUCAUGAAAUAUGUUUGAAUGAUGAUACUAAAACCAUCUGUUGAUUCUUCUCUCUAUGAAUAUUACUCAUGGGAUUAAAAACACAGAAACUAUUGGAAAGGUUCAUUAUCUUGUUAUCUAGAACUGUGAGUGCCUUAGUGCUUUGAUCACCUUGUUAAUGCUACAGGUCAUUGGCAAGACUAAAGUGUUUCCUUUCAACGUAAAAGGUCAAAUUAUAGGAAUCAAAUAUCUUGGUGUACCAACAUCGUAGAAUGAAAAGAUCAGGACUUUUAUCUUAUUUUCUAUUCUCUAGCAUUGGGAACACAAUCUCCUUCGCUCAUUGCUGAAAACUAUUCUGACCAAGAGUUACAAAGAAAAUAUUGACCUAUUUUGAUUUCUAUUUUAGAACAUAUUGUAUGCUCUAAAUGUGUCAAGAGGAAACCAAGAAAGGUUUCGACUGUUUAAAGUUGGGUCUUUAAAUUUCCAGUGAUUUAUUUGCAUGUCAUGUGGGCUGUAAAAAUAAAUCUUUAUCUUCGGUAAAUCUUGAAUCAAAUGUGAUUCUACUUUAAAAUGUUAAUAAAGUCUGCUUUGAGCGAAUAUAAAUGAACUUCUCUGA
Molecule: messenger RNA, 3399 nt
Organism: Hypanus sabinus (Atlantic stingray)
Lineage: Eukaryota; Metazoa; Chordata; Chondrichthyes; Myliobatiformes; Dasyatidae
Product: BTB/POZ domain-containing protein 19-like
Exons: 8
Coding region: 1572-2396 (274 amino acids)
Molecular function (GO): protein binding
Source: RefSeq, a predicted model, not a curated record